This is a messenger RNA of Capsicum annuum, 844 nucleotides long. Its product is annotated as transcription factor bHLH162-like. Gene Ontology annotation, biological process: regulation of transcription by RNA polymerase II. Bases 1 to 714 code for a protein of 237 amino acids. Gene Ontology annotation, cellular component: RNA polymerase II transcription regulator complex. The transcript has 3 exons. The record is from RefSeq and is a predicted model, not a curated record. NCBI's taxonomy places the organism in Eukaryota, Viridiplantae, Streptophyta, Magnoliopsida, Solanales, Solanaceae. Gene Ontology annotation, molecular function: RNA polymerase II transcription regulatory region sequence-specific DNA binding; DNA-binding transcription factor activity, RNA polymerase II-specific; protein dimerization activity.
AUGGAAAGUUCCCUAAAGUCUAAAUCAGCUCCAAAAUUGGAAAGGAAAUAUGUGGAGAAAAAUAGAAGGAAUCAUAUGAAGAAUCUCUAUAAUCAACUUCAUUCCGUGCUUCCUACUCAUGUCACUACCUCUAAGGAAACAAGAAUGGCAUUGCCAAAUCAAAUAGAUGCAGCAGUGAAUCACAUAGAAAGCUUGGAAAUGAAUUUGAAGAAGAGCAAGAAAGACUUGGAAGUAUUGAAAUUGGGCCUAAAGAGAGCCCAAUCACUCAAUGCAACUAAUGAGGCCGACCCAAGCACAAAGUCAACCGCUCAGAUCGAAUUUCAUGAAAUGGGCCCAAAUAUGAUUGUGGUUUUAAUAACUGGCCUUUAUAAUAUAGCCACUUUUAAUAACAUCAUUCGAUUAUGUUAUGAGGAAGGUGUAGAAGUUUUGUCUACCAACUUUAAACUCAAUGGAAACUCUACACUGCAGAUUUCUCUAGAAACUAAGGUGCAUACCAAUAGAAGUUCAACAAUGGAAUUUAGAGCCACAACUUUGUGUGAUAAGAUAAAGGAGUUGAUUUAUGGACCAUCUUGCAAUAAUGAUAUAGAACCACAACAACAUUUAUGGGACUACAAAAUUGAAUUCGAUGCAGUGGAAUUAUUACCAACAAUAAGUCAAAAUCCAAACAUGUAUAAUUACAUGCAAAAUAUUUAUGAAACUCCUAGUUUUUUCUAAGCUAAAGUAGUUUUUCAUUUGGACAUGGAAAUAAUUGAGAUAAUGUAAAAUUUCAUCUCCUAGUUUAGUAUCUUUAUUUAAGCAUAUUUUGUUUGUUGUCAGCCAAUUCUUUGGUUUUAGGAUUACAUAA